AUGAACGACGCUAUCAAGGCCGCCCGGCAGUAUAACUCUCGUGUGCCGUUGCACUGUCUCUCACCUGAGGUGAUCAGCGGCAUCUUCAUUGCUCUAUCCUACAUGGACACGCCUUCGCUCGAUCAACCCGCGGGUUGGUAUUUCCGUGUCAACGGAGUCUGCUCCCUCUGGCGCAACAUCGCCUUCGAUGACGCCGAGCUCUGGGCUAUCAAUGCCGGCUCAUUCCCUUCCGAUACCAUGACGGACCUCAUGAUUGAGCGCGCACGCCGUUGUCAUCUCUGUUUCAAUGGGCAUAUUGAAGACCGCGAGGAAGGCCCUAGCUACGUGCUGACCGAGUACCAGCUUUCGCUGUUUGAAAAGUAUCGCGAUCGUCUGAGAUCCUUCGUAUGCGAUGACUUCCUUGUGUACAAUGAUCAGCCUCUAUGGCCGAAGAUCUUGUACCGCUUGCGGUCCUUUCCGAAGCUCGAGAUGGCCAGGAUAUGGGACGAUUCGGAUUCCGAUAUGUGGCCAACAGAUGAGCUCAUUGACGCGCCGUCUCUGCUCAGCCUAUACAUGAAAGUCGUACUUCUGCCGUUCAACGCACGCUCUCUUGUAUCUCUCCGAGUGGAUAUGGGGCAUUGUGAUUGGAGUUCGAGCCAGAACAUCGGCGAGCCUUACGAGUCCGCGAAGGACGGAUGGAAGUUCCCCACGCAUGAGUUCAUCAUGUUUCUCAAGUGUUCGCCUCGCCUUGAGAGGCUAGUCAUCACCGAUAUGCCUCUGCUACUUUCCGAAGAUCUGCCCUCUGUGACGCGGUUGCACGCCCUGCUCCCGGACCUACGGGUGCUGCACUUGGGCGGAAAGUCCUACGCAAUGGGCGAUCUGCUCGAAAGGCUGCGGAUACCAUCGGAUACUCAAGUCUUCAUCGACACAGACGCCCUCGAUGAUAAGCUCCCUCGGGAGUAUAGUUGGGCUGAUUCAAUCUUGGUGGAUGCAGUGAGCGAGUGGAUCCACUCUCCGAUGUAUGAUAGCCUGCGGCUGGGUUUGACGCCUGAAUAUGACAUCCUUCUCCAAUUAUGGUCGUCACAAUCGAUUCCGAGCAGUCGACCAGGCGGCUUGGACUUACCUACAUCCCUCGGGCUAUCGCCUCCUUCAGCGGGCGCCGCAUUCACGCUCAGAGUUCCCAGUGUGACUCGUGAUAUCCAUGAACUAGACGUUGAAUGCGUGCCUGUGUCGCCGCCUCGCUCACGCAAAUACGACGACGACUAUGAUAUCUCGGAGUUUGAAGCAAAAGUGACCAAGAUGUUCUAUGGACGGGUGGACCGUGUCCUGCGCCCGGGCUUCUCGAGCCUCCGAUACAUCGAUUACACCGAUGUGCCAUACCAAGAGUACAAGGAGACCGGCGACAGCCAUACUGUUCAGCCAAUGCAUAGGAUCAUCCGCGCGUUUUCGGCGAAACACGUUACCGCCAGUUGGUCGAUACUCCGGCGGGUCGCAUGGUGGGGUAGUAUGUUGCAGGACUACCACCUCACACGACAUGUAGAGGAGGUCACGAUCGUGAACUUUCCAUGCGCUGGACUCAUAAACUCGGAACGUUACGACGAGAGGGUUAAUGCGGCAGCCUGGACUGAUCUGUGGUUGUGCCUCUACGCCCGUCAAGUAGCUGGCUGGCCACCUGUUGUACUCAGGCUGGCCGAGUCCACUUCCGACAUGUCCAAUAUGGCCCGCUCUAACGAGCCGGAGUACGAUGAGGAUUCUAUGGCAGGAUCGUAUGAGGAUGCGGUCAGGGGAGUGACGCAGAAGGGUUAUGAGAUGGUGGCGCCGUUCGUCAAAAGUUUUGAGGAUUUGCGUAUUCAUACCUGGUCUUGA
Peniophora sp. CBMAI 1063 is the source of this 1845-nucleotide messenger RNA. The record is from the annotation of a GenBank genome assembly. NCBI's taxonomy places the organism in Eukaryota, Fungi, Basidiomycota, Agaricomycetes, Russulales, Peniophoraceae.